Molecule: messenger RNA, 927 nt
Organism: Darwinula stevensoni
Lineage: Eukaryota; Metazoa; Arthropoda; Ostracoda; Podocopida; Darwinulidae
Source: the annotation of a GenBank genome assembly
AUGGUGAUCCUGGAAUUCGCUUCGGGGACCUUGGCCUUCACGAUGAAGCAGAGCUUGAUACUAGAAGAGAAACCUCCGGACGAAACCAUGCAGGAAACACUCUGCUCGAACAACCUAGCGGAUAUUCAAGCCUGGAACGUGAUGCAGAGCACCCUGAAAUGCUGCGGAAUCCGGAAUUACACGGACUGGCCCGACAUCCCGAGUUCUUCGAUAUCCCAGCUGGUCUACGGGGUCCGCUCGAACCUCAGAGCCGAGCCGUAUGAGUAUUUCCUGCAGAAGAAAGGCACCAUCUACAUCCACAACAUAGCCAUCGCCAUCUUCGUGUUGUCUCUACUGUGGCUGGCAGCCUACAUUAUCUUCACCAUCAAAGAAGGGCAAGAGGGAGGAUUGUUAAUCACUUUGGUUCUCAUUACCAUUGUAAUCCCGGAAUUCGCAUGGGUGAUCCUGUCCAUUACGAUGAAGAGGACACUGAUUCGAGAAGAGAAUCAUCAGAUACUGACCAUCAAAAUGGAGAAAACCCUCCAUUCGAACAACACUGGAGAUGUUCAAGCCUGGAAUGCGAUGCAGAGUACCCUGAAAUGCUGCGGAGUCACGAAUCACUCCGAUUGGCCCGUCACCCCAAGUUCCUGCUGCGAAGGAUCCCCACCUCAAUGCCCGGAGUCGUCAGCCUACGGAUUUCCCUGCUAGCCUGUAGUGUUUCGCCUUCCCCAAGAAGAGCUCAUCCCGAUUCUCCAAACGGCUGGAUCGCUGUUCUUUGUUCCUAUCAUAAUAUUUUGUAUGUUCCCGUUGUGGAAAGUGUGUUGUUACCGUCUGUGGGGGUCGUCAGAUUAUUUCAUUUAUUAGAUACAAUUCUGCAUCGUACUUGACCAACUCAAGAGUUUCGUGGCCUCAAUUAUCAAAAAUGGUGAUUUCCCAUUAAUGUUCCAC